AUGGUUGACGUUCUGGGUCCUUUGUCAGCUCGUCCGCCGACUCCACCAAGGACUGCGUCUCGUAUGCUGUCUGAGAAAGAUCGGACGGAGGACUCGCCAGUGCCCGUACAAACGCCUAAUGAAUCUCCUGUCCUGCAGAACGACUCGACCUCAACUGGAGCACCUUCCAGCCGCCAGUCGAAGCGCGUGAACUUUUCGCCAUGGCCAAAAUUCAUAAAACCUCCUUCCUUCACGAACCCGAAGUCGAAAGCUCUCCUUCCUUCGAACGAUCUCAAGCCGGUUAGAUCAAUACUCAAAACGACGAACUCGCCCGGCCCUGUUCAUUCGGCUGCUGCUAUCACGUAUACCCCAGAGUCUUUCGCAAUGCUCUUAGAGUCCCUCACCCAGCAAUUGGCUGGAGAGUCGACCAGCUCAAGGAUAGAUGCGUAUAUGCAGUUCUUUGGUGCAUUAAGGGCAUACGAAAAGUUGCCCACAGAAGAAGAAAUUCUGCACAAGAUGAGCCUGAUUGCAGAGUUCAUCCAACGGGAUAUUAGCCGCGAUCUCACAAAGGGCGGUCCACUGGAUACAAACCUUGUCAUCCAAGCACUAAAACUUUCUGUGGUGCUUGUUUGGCAUCCUCAGAUCUCUCCUCAAUUGCCGGAUGAGUUCAAGCUUUUCCUCAUUGAGCACUCGGUCGUCUGUCUCGAGAGUGAAAAUCUUCCCAAGUCCGUUGUGACCCAUUAUCUCACCGUCCUGUCAACGCAGAAGUUCCCAGCACGGAUAAUCACAGCGGCAAGGACGACGCGCAUACUGGGAAUGCUGCAUAGUAUAACGGACAGAGUCAAAGGAAACUCCGUAAUCUCUCAGCGUUUAAUGAUUUACGAGCGACUAUUUGACGUGGCAAAGCCGACAUUCCUUGCCCUAUCGACUUUGUGGAUGGAUCAUCUCAUAUCUGGUUUGCUCCAUCAAAUCAAAAAUGUCCGAUUAAACGCGCUUGAGCUCGGUUUCAACGUGUAUAUGGCGUCUGGUUCGAACUCCACUUUGUCCAAGACACUCCGUGAUAUCUUCGACCGACCACUCGCAAACAACCGGAAGCUGGUCUCCGAGGUCAGCGAGCGUAUGUCAAGGAUGAUGUCGAAUCCAGAAACCGGCGAACACGUUCCUCAAAUCUGGGGUGUCAUCACACUACUUCUUAGAAGCAAGCGGUUCAACAUAGACCAGUGGCAGCACUUCAAAGAAUGGGUUCUCGUUCUUCAGAAAUGCUUCAAUUGCAAUGAUCCUGAAAUCAAGUCAAAAGCCAUUGGUAACUGGAACCGGUUUGUAUUAGUGGCCAAUAUCAGUGACACAACUAGUCGGUCCCUGCUGCGUAUGCUUAGCAAGCCGAUACUCUCUCAGUUUGAAAGAAAGAAGCACGACAAGACAGGCUCCCAGCCCAGCCAACUCGUGAUUGCCAGUUACUACAAUCUGCUAUAUUAUGCCUUUCGACCUGAUGCAUCUCACCAACAACUCGAUAAAGUUUGGGAAGAGUACAUCCUCUCGCCAUCUUCAAAUAUUUUUUCCUUUGUCCCCAGCCUUAGCGACAGGCUUGCGCACGUGCUGUCCAGCAUGCUAUGGAGUUCACACCCUCUCAGGGCUUGGUCGGAUAAUCGCGUCAAUGAACCAAAAAGGAUUGUGCCAGAAGAACUGCCACCCUUGGAUUGCAAAUGGGUUAGGUCAAGGAUUCCGGAUGUGUUGAGGGUGUUCGAGGCUAUCUUGAAGUCGUCAAUUUGGGGCCCGGAGAUGGAGAAGUCCAAUAUUGCUGCAGCGUGGGUUAGUCUAUCCCAUGCCCUGGCGUUUGCAGCCAGUAAAGAGAUUACACCCUCUCCUGAGUCUAUGCAGACAGUGGCCCAUGUUUUGGGGCUUCUCCAGCGGCUAUGGAAUGGAGGACCCUCGUCUCUCAAUGCUGUCGAUGGCGAUUCAAUGGAUACUUUCUUUGAACGCUUUAGAUUUCUGUCAACGACCAUGGUUAGCGCCCUAGGCAGUAUUCCAUUUACGGAGAAACUACUCCUGAAGACGGCGGAUUCAUACCAAGCCGCAACCCCUACACACCGUCAUCCGAAAGCAAAUAAUAAUCCCGACAGCCCUAUAUUGCACUUGCUACGGCUCCUCAUUGAUGUCUCAGGGAUCUCAGGGCCAACGGCUGCUUACUCACGCCUUAUCGGAGAUAUCGUUGAAGCAGCCUGCCAUGGGAAAGUUUCAAGGGGCUCCCGACUCGACAUCUUGAGACAAUGUGCCGAUUUGUACCCUGACGGAAGUGGAUUCCAUGGCGUUGAUAACUUUGCGCAGGUUGUGUGGACAACGACUGCUCAAAUGUCUGCAGAUUGUUUAUGCUCCUCUACUAUGGAAUCAGCUCGCGGACGGGACGGGUCUAUUGCCCGUGAUUAUGACAACGUAAUCAAGAUCCUGUCUUCAGGAUUAAAAUACUCAGACAGUUUCCAAGUCUGGGAUCAGCUUUUGGGCGCGUCUAUUCGUGCCCUUAGGAAUGAGAAGGGAGAUUGUGCAAUCACGCCGACAGUCCUAGUGCCCCUCGUGGGCUUGAUGAUGAAACUCGAUAUCUGCACCGCAUGUUCACCCGCUUCCUCGAUAAUCCAUCAUUGUUCAAUGAUCCCCUUCUCGGAGUAUGAAAAUGCUGCCAACGACAACAACACACCUCCUUUUCCAACCGCAUUAGUUGGAUUGGCCCAUCAGAUUCUCUCCGGAUCUUAUGAACUGCUGAUGCCUUUACAUUCCAAUAGUGCUGCUGUAUUCAUAGAGACUCUCGUCUCUUUCUUAAAUUCAGGAACCUUCGUUUUCAGAUCUGUGCUACUUGAUCAGCUUCAGCAUCCCCUUGGUCUCUUUCUGAAGGAUGAGUCCCGCAAGCUUACUGUCGAGAGUGGCGCUGACAGCCGGAUUCUGACUGCUUGCCACGCGCUAGCAUCAACUGUGCUGAAUAUCUUACAAAUCUUGCCUCGCUAUGCUUCCACUUCUCACAAAUUCGAGCAGAUUAUUUGCUCGGGCUUGGGGUCCUCGCAUAUAUCGACAGCUAACCGAUUCUGGGAAUUUUGGAAGUCUUCCUUUGGCUCCCAGCAGCCUUCAAUGCACCCAGGUAGUAUAUCCCAAGCGGUGCGAAACCUGGAAGCCCGUGCCGGCAGCGAGACACAGGAGUCGAACGUAGAUACCGCCCAGUUGUCACAAAGCAUGAAAGAGGUCGACGGUCCGGGCGAUGUUAAAACUGAUAAUAUUCCGACAGAACGCUCUAUAGUUGCAUCAGAAGAUGCGUCGGUAAAGUCUCGCAUUGCAUUUAUCUUGGAUGCACCGUCCGAGUCGCCGGGCUUUGCUCGCUUUGAACCUCCUGUGAUGGGCUCCGACCUGGGAGCCCCAGCGUUGCAACAGACGGCAGGGUGGGGCCUCCAACAGGAGGCUCAUGUUCAGAAAGCUUGCAGCGAUCCUCCUUUCGAGGACUCGGCUGGGACUGCCAAAGAAGACACCUCCCAUCAUAAGGAGAUGUUCUCCAUGAUCGACAACCUUCGUUCAUCGUCUCCUCCUUUUACCACUCCGAAGGAACUUGGGUUCAUGACACCACCGCAUAUACGUAACCUCAGAAACCGAGAAUCCGGAUCUGAAACACCGCGGACGCCUACAAUACCAGCCGUCUCUGCGGAUAACGAAGACGGAUUCCUUGGUUCGUCUCCGACACCUGCUAUCCGCGGCCGAACAUCGUCGGUUGCCUCCGCAAUCCCUCCAUCGUUUCCUUCCGGCGACUCCAUGGACAUUGAUCCCCCUUCCUCACCACCCGAGCUUCAUUCGCAGAGCGUUGAUUCACGGCAAACAUCUCCUUCCAAGUUAACCAAAGACAGAAAUGCCAAAAACAAAAAGAAAAAUAGGCCCAGGCGAUUAAGGACACCAAGCAAGAAAAAUUCGUAUUCUGUUCCUUUGGAAACCGAGCAAGCUGAACAAAAUGAGGGCGCUCUAGGGCAAAGUAUGAAAAGUCGUCUCCGUUCGGCGACAGAAAAACCCUCAGCAAAGAAUGAAGGCGAAAUUGCUCAACAAGCGCAGGAAUUGCAAGAAGCAGCACAAACCGCGCACGAUGACUUCAUCCAUAAUCCUGCCGCUGAAAUUAAACCUCAGAAUGUCUCUGAGCUGCAACAUGAUCGGAUGGACCCGGGCGUGGACUCAGCUAGUGAGGACACCGAUACGCAGGCCACAUCGCAGCUCGAACAAGAUCUUGUAUACGCCAUGGACCUGAGCAGUGACAAGGCAGAUAGCGAAGCUGCAGCGUACAUGGGAAAAGCCGCCAUCACUCGCAAACGCAAGCGGGAAUUGGAGAACUGGACUUCUCCUGCCAAAGAGGAGCGUCGCCGCUCGUCAAGGAUUUUUGCGGCAACACCAGCUGCCGAAGUCGAAAAAAAUCAACUUCUUUCCAAGAAACAAAAGCUUACAGCUACGCCUCAAGAUACCGGCUUCUCGCCAGCUAACCGAGCCACGAAGAAGCGGAAGCAUGAGACAGUUGAAGUUACAGCCGAAACCCCGAGAAAGGAGCAGAUCAAUAUGGACAAAGAGGCCACUAGAGAACCAGGGUCUCAGAGAUCUCAGAAGCGGCGAUCACACCGUAUUAGUGGUGUACCUGCACCCGAUAUCCCAGAUGAACUUCCUGCCCCGAAGAAGUCUCCGCGGCCCAGUAGUUCGCAGAAGCAGGCGUCGAAGCCGAAGCAGAACAAGAAGCAAACUAACCGCAUGUCGGAGAGACGCCGCUCUCAACGAGCGGGAGCUUCGCAGGACGAAAUCAUUCCGGAAACGGAUAGUUCUAUGGAGAAAUCAGUUGAACAUUCUCAACUUUCUACGACAGACAAUAACUCCGAGCAACAACCGCAACCAACCGAUGCUGCUCAUAGAGACCAACCGGGACCGCAGGCUAGUCAACAAGCAGAAGCGUCUGGGGAAGCCAUAGCCAUUCAAAUAGCGGAAUUCAGAGCAACUGGGUCGGAACGAGCCGCAGUAACAGAUGUCGAGGGUGCAUUUAUCCCAAAAUCUCAAGCGGAGGCCGAGAAGCAAGCUCUCUCCGACUCAAGCCAGCCACACCAGCCGUUGUCCGCACCAGAUCAAUCGACGUCAGAGAGAGCGCCCCAACCAAACCAAGACUUCCAAAUCUCAACCUCCCUCCGCUCCCUCAUCGACCAAGUGAAGUUAUCUUCGCUCGACCGAAACGCUGUCAAAGAGCUGGAUGAACUCCUCUUCGAUCUUCGAGUGGAGAUGCAUGAGGCUUUGCGGCGCCAUCAUGCCAGUGACACCCAUGGCUAAUCCAAGCCAGUGAAACCCAUUCAGUUUACAUUUGCAGGAAAAAAUAAAAGAAAAGGUCCAAAAAAGAAGAAAAAUAAAAAAGAAAGAAACGGGGGAAAAAUGAAGAUUUUGCAUAGCGAUGGCGUUUUUGAGCUAUUUUGUUCUCGGACAAGGACUACUUAGGUAUAUCAGAUCGUAAAGCUUACGUACGUGGUCGGGGCACAUCAGUCAAGUUGACUCAGCUUUACUAGAUUUCAUCAGCCUUGGGUUCUUACUUUGUUGCUUGCCUUUGUCUCUUCUUGCAUGACUGGGUGGCUUGUCUUUUUUCAUGUUAUGCUGUUGUACCCGUAUGUCCUUGAGAUGAGAUUACCUACCUUUUCAUACCCAAGUAGCAGGUCUGAACGUGACGGUAUAGUUCAAGGAUGAGAAUUGCUAGGCAAUAGGU
Messenger RNA from Aspergillus nidulans FGSC A4, 5719 nucleotides. Its product is annotated as putative telomere length regulator protein (Rif1). Bases 1 to 5295 code for a protein of 1764 amino acids. The transcript is spliced from 2 exons. The record is from RefSeq and is a predicted model, not a curated record. Gene Ontology annotation, cellular component: nucleus; chromosome, telomeric region. Lineage: Eukaryota; Fungi; Ascomycota; Eurotiomycetes; Eurotiales; Aspergillaceae.